Cinara cedri is the source of this 2112-nucleotide messenger RNA. Lineage: Eukaryota; Metazoa; Arthropoda; Insecta; Hemiptera; Aphididae. The record is from the annotation of a GenBank genome assembly.
AUGGAUUCGAAAUUGAAGAAUAUUCUGAAUAUGAAUAGCGAUAAGACUCCGAUCGCCGAUAAGAUUAAGUUUCAAAAAAAACGGACAAAAAAGAAAAAUUCAACGCGCCCCGCCGGAAAGUCUGUGAAUAAUUUGUCCAAGAAGAUUAAUAAUGUUGCUGGGUCAGUUUAUCCGGGNACGUCAAUAGUGUAUAUUAAAAAUACAAAAACAUAAUAUAAUUAUAAUUUGUAAUAUAACACAGAAUAAUGGAUUCAAAUUUGAAGAAUAUUCUCAAUAUAAAUAACGAUGAGACACCGAUCGCCGAUAAGAUUAAGGUUCAAAAACAACUGGCAAAAAAGAAAAAUUCAACGCGCCCCGCCGGAAAGUCUGUGAAUAAUUUGUCCAAGAAGAUUAAUAAUGUUGCUGGGUCAGUUUAUCCGGGAGUCAACUGCGGCCACAAAAAUUGCAUUUCGCAACCUGUCGUGACUCCUGGGAAUAUGGGUUGGCUCUGGUCCUUGAAAGACGCCGGAGGUGUAAAGGUAAAUGGCUGAUCGUUAUUAUUCAGUUAUAGGAUUUCGAUUAAUUAUACAGUUAUUUAAUUUUUAAUUUUACAAAAAAACACUUUUUUUAAAACAAAAUUAUCUUACUCAGAAGAAAAUAAUAUACGACUAUAGUAUAAUAUAAUAAUAUAUUAUAACUUAUUAUUGUAAUAUUACAGAUUUUAGUUUUAUAGCCAGAAAUGUAAUGGUUAAACAUAUACUUUUUUUAUGAUACAUGGUUAAUGUUUUCAUUAGGAAAAACUAAGGAAAAACGGCAACAUUGCGAGUUUUUUUAGAUGAUUUUUAUUCGGUAGAAAAUCUGAGGAAAAAAUUGUUAGACCUUACAGAAAUGCUUAAAAAUUGAAUAGGUGGUUUAUGAUAAGUCGUACUUUGCGAUCAAAAAAAAAAAUACCAAUAAUUAAAUAGCCGUAUUUAUUAAUAGUAGUUAACCACUAUAAACAUUUGAAAUCGAAAUGAAUCAACAAGAAUCAAAUAACUCGUUACUACUUAUAACAACGUCAAUAGUGUAUAUUAAAAUUGAAUAGGUGGUUUAUUAUAAGUCGUACUUUGCGAUCAAAAAAAAAAAAAGAGCAUCUGCUGGGUACGAGAGUGGCCACUGUUGUAGGUUAGAAGUAGAAAAAGUAGGAUACAUAAGGUUAUUUCAUUUAUAUCUGUAGCCAAAGAUAAACAAUUGCUUGACGAAAAUCGAUUCCGAGCGCAAUUCGGCUAUACAUAAUUUGAAGUGCCGUAAUUUUUUUUGUGUUUUUCGUUUGAAUUUGAUUUCAAAACGCUUAUUAAUAAAAAUACAACAAAACAAAAAAGGUUUCUUCUCAAUUUUUCGAUAAAAACGAUUUUCCUAAUUAUAAAUGUUUUCUGUAUUAAUGUAAAAUAAUGAUAUCGUGAAAUUGUUAGUUUUUCCUACGUUUAUUCCCUAAUAUUAUGAAAACUAUUUCAAAAAUCAAAAAACGACCUGUAUCAUUAAAAAUAAGAUUAAUAAUUCAACAAAAAAUGUCUCUUAUCAUUUUUCAAUUACAAUUUUCUUGAUACAUGUGAGAAACUAUAAGGGUGGUGUUUCGACCAACAAAAAAUGUAAAAAAGUGUUUAAGUUAAUGUGCAUUUUAAUGUAAUACUUUAAACAAAAGUGUAUACAUAAAAAGUACUGAUAUAAGAAAAUAAUUCGUAUAUAAGUUAGCAUAACUUUUUAGGUACGUUUUAAAAUAAUACGAGUAAGUUAAAAUAUUAUAUAAAAAUAUCAGACCACCAUGUCAUAAUACGAUCCAGACCAUCUAAAAAAUUCUCAUUUCCAGACCCAUCACUCCACCCCUGACAUUUGUUUAUCGUUGUGCACAGAUAUAAAUUGUAUCCUACCUUCCUAACUUCCAUUUACAAUAGUGACACCCAACAGCAGUAUCAAGUCUUUAUAUCAGAUCGUAUAUCUUAAUCUUCUUUAUAUUUCCACUAAAAAAAAAAUACAAAAUAUAAUUUUGACGGUUUUUAGAUCAAUAGAAAUUGGAGACCAGGGGCAAUACCGAAAAAUGUGGUUCUCAUGAUGGAGAAGGCAAAGGCCGCAAAACUCCAAAAUAUGAAUAAUUAA